Molecule: messenger RNA, 1474 nt
Organism: Strigops habroptila (Kakapo)
Lineage: Eukaryota; Metazoa; Chordata; Aves; Psittaciformes; Psittacidae
Gene: PYCARD
Product: PYD and CARD domain containing
Exons: 2
Coding region: 80-829 (249 amino acids)
Biological process (GO): regulation of apoptotic process
Source: RefSeq, a predicted model, not a curated record
GCAGGAGCCCCAUCCCCUGCCCCACUGCAGGCAGGGGCCCCCCAUUCCCCCCUGUACCAUCCACCAGCGCCCCAAUGACAUGACUGACAAUGCCGCCGGCACCAUGUUGAGCCCCAUGUGCCCCUCCCACCACCCCCAUUUCCUUCCUGCCCCUUUCCGGGCCAUGGCCGCCACCAGCAGCGGUGGUUUGGGGGGUCCUGCCAUGGCCACGGGCUGGGACCGCAUCCUGCGGGUGCUGGAGGAGCUGCCGGCGCUGGAGCUGCGGCGCGUGAAGGCGGCGCUGAACCGGCUGCCGGUGGCGGCGGGGUACCGCACCGUGCCCCAUGGCAGGAUGGAAGAGGCCGAUGCCCUCGACCUCACCAACCUCAUCGUCGGCCACUAUGGGGAGCGCUAUGGGGUGACGGUGAUGGGUGAGGCGCUGCUGAGCAUCCAGCGGAGGGACCUGGCUGGGUGGCUGCUGCAGGAUGGUGCCCCUCACCGCACCCCCGAUGACGCCACCGAUGACGCCACCGAUGACGUCACGGAUGCCGCCCCGUCGCCGGAGGAGCGGUUCGUGCGGCGGCACCGCGCGGAGCUGGUGCAGCGGGUGCGGGGGGUGGCGGCGCUGCUGGACCGGCUGCAGGCGCGGGGGGUGCUCGGCACCGAGGACGCGGCCGCCGUGGCCGCCGGGGCCACCCCGCAGGAGCAGAUGCGGCGGCUCCUGGACACGGCCCCGGCGUGGGGCCGGCGCGGCCACGGCUGCUUCCUGCGGGCCCUGCGGGCGCUGCAGCCCUGCCUGAUGGAGGAGCUGGGUGAGCACCCCCAGGAGGAGGAGAUGGGGCUGCCCUGAGCCCCACAGAGCCCUACGGGACCCCUUGGACACACCAAAUCCCUUCAUGACAUGUCGACCUUUGGGGGCCCUCAAGGAGCUUCUGGAUCAUAGAAUCAUGGAAUGGGUUGUGUUGGAAGGGAGCUUAAAGCUCAUCUAAAGCCACGGGCAGAGACACCUUCCGCUAGGGCAGGUUGCUCCAAGCCCCAUCCCCUUGAACACUGCCAGGGAUGGUUCAUCCAACCCUUCUCCAUUCAACCCAUCCCAGUGUCCCACCACCCUCGCAGGGAAGAGCUUCUGCCUCAGAGCUCAUCUCAGUCUCCCCUCUGGCAGGUUAAAGCCAUUCCCCUUGGCCUGUCCCUUGUCCAAAGCCCCUCUCCAGGUUUCUGCUCUGGGUGGCCCUGCCUUGGGCUCAAUGAUCUCCCCAGGUCCCUUCCAACCCCAAUGAAUGUGAUGAGGGUCUGGGGGGGCCUAUAGGGCUCUAUGGGGCCUGACGGACCUGGUUCUCCCCUCUAUCCCCGCCACCAAGAUGGGGAUCCCACGUGUCGGGGUGCACCCACGGAGCUGGGGGCUUCCAGAAAGGAGUCGGGAUUUGGGGUGGGGGACACGGGGUCCAAGACAAAGCUUUUAUAUGGGGAGGGUGCGUGUAAUAAACGUUGCCUGUAA